AUGGAGCCGUCGGCACCCGCGGGCCAGGCCCGGGCGGCAGCCGCCAAGCUGUCGGAAGCGGUGGGCGCGGCGUUGCAAGAGCCACAGCGGCAGCGGCGCCUGGUGCUGGUCAUCGUGUGCGUGGCCUUGCUGCUGGACAACAUGCUGUACAUGGUCAUCGUGCCCAUCGUGCCCGACUACAUCGCCCAUAUGCGCGGGGGCAGCGAGAGCCCCACGCCGACCUCCGAGGCAUGGGAGCCCACCCCGCCGCCGCCCACCCGGGCGAAUGCCAGCGCCUCCUGGGCCAACGCCUCGGCGUCCCCGACGGCCGCCGGGCCCGCCCGGCCGGUCCUGAGGCCCCGCUACCCCACGGAGAGCGAGGACGUGAAGAUCGGGGUACUGUUUGCCUCCAAGGCCAUCCUGCAGCUGCUGGUGAACCCCCUGAGCGGGCCCUUCAUCGACCGCAUGAGCUACGACGUGCCGCUGCUGAUCGGCCUGGGCGUCAUGUUCGCAUCCACCGUCCUGUUCGCCUUCGCCGAGGACUACGCCACGCUGUUCGCGGCGCGCAGCCUCCAGGGCCUGGGCUCGGCCUUCGCGGACACGUCCGGCAUCGCCAUGAUCGCCGACAAGUACCCCGAGGAGCCGGAGCGCAGCCGCGCUCUGGGCGUGGCGCUGGCCUUCAUCAGCUUCGGAAGUCUGGUGGCGCCUCCCUUCGGGGGCAUCCUCUACGAGUUCGCGGGCAAGCGCGUGCCCUUCCUGGUGCUGGCCGCCGUGUCCCUCUUGGACGCGCUGCUGCUGUUGGCGGUGGCCAGGCCCUUCUCGGCCGCCGCGCGCGCCCGGGCCAACCUGCCUGUGGGCACGCCCAUCCACCGCCUCAUGCUGGACCCGUACAUCGCGGUGGUCGCCGGAGCGCUGACCACCUGCAACAUUCCCCUCGCCUUCCUGGAGCCCACGAUCGCCACGUGGAUGAAGCACACGAUGGCGGCGUCCGAAUGGGAGAUGGGCAUGGUCUGGCUGCCGGCCUUCGUGCCGCACGUGCUGGGUGUCUACCUCACCGUGCGCCUGGCGGCACGGUACCCGCACCUGCAGUGGCUGUACGGGGCGCUCGGCCUGGUGGUGAUCGGCGCCAGCUCGUGCCUCGUGCCCGCCUGCAGUUCUUUUGCCCCGCUCGUCGUCUCCCUCUGCGGCCUCUGCUUUGGCAUCGCGCUGGUCGAUACCGCGCUGCUACCCACGCUCGCCUUCCUGGUGGACGUGCGCCACGUCUCGGUCUAUGGCAGCGUCUACGCCAUCGCUGACAUCUCCUAUUCCGUAGCCUACGCGCUCGGGCCCAUAGUGGCGGGCCAUAUUGUGCACUCGCUUGGCUUUGAGCAGCUCAGCCUUGGCAUGGGCUUGGCCAACCUGCUCUAUGCGCCGGUCCUGCUGCUCCUGCGCAACGUGGGCCUCCUGACGCGCUCUCGCUCCGAGCGGGACGUGCUGCUGGACGAGCCGCCGCAGGGUCUCUACGACGCGGUGCGCCUGCGCGAGCGGUCCACGCCAGGCCCCGACGGCGACGCUGGCAGCCCGCCCGGCCCUUUUGAUGGGUGCGAGGAAGACUACAACUACUACUACACCCGCAGUUAG
This is a messenger RNA of Dipodomys spectabilis (banner-tailed kangaroo rat), 1599 nucleotides long. It is a transcript of the gene Slc18a3, whose product is annotated as solute carrier family 18 member A3. Lineage: Eukaryota; Metazoa; Chordata; Mammalia; Rodentia; Heteromyidae. The record is from RefSeq and is a predicted model, not a curated record. Gene Ontology annotation, cellular component: AP-1 adaptor complex; terminal bouton; AP-2 adaptor complex. The coding region runs from base 1 to 1599 and encodes 532 amino acids. Gene Ontology annotation, molecular function: acetylcholine transmembrane transporter activity. The transcript has a single exon. Gene Ontology annotation, biological process: transmembrane transport; chemical synaptic transmission.